Scheffersomyces coipomensis is the source of this 1514-nucleotide messenger RNA. It is a transcript of the gene MTW1, whose product is annotated as MIND complex subunit. The transcript has a single exon. Gene Ontology annotation, biological process: mitotic sister chromatid segregation; mitotic cell cycle; kinetochore assembly. The record is from RefSeq and is a predicted model, not a curated record. NCBI's taxonomy places the organism in Eukaryota, Fungi, Ascomycota, Pichiomycetes, Serinales, Debaryomycetaceae. Gene Ontology annotation, cellular component: chromosome, centromeric region; MIS12/MIND type complex; nucleus. Bases 137 to 1333 code for a protein of 398 amino acids.
UUGUAUGCAGGUUUAUAAAUCACAUGUCCAGUCAUGUGAUCACAAUUUGAUAAAAAUCAAAACACGCUUAAUUGUAUAAACAAAUGAAAUCAAAGUUAAGACAAAGUUAGUUACUGUAUCUGUAUAUCAAUCAAUCAUGACAGAUACGAAGAGUAAUGGUGGUGGUGUUGGUGGUGCGAUCGAUUAUAGAGUGACGUCUCUAUUGACUGAACAUUUUGGAUUUCCUCCUUUAGCUUUAAUUGAUGAUGUUAUUAAUGCAGUUAAUGAAAUCAUGUAUACUUGUACGACUGGGAUUGAAACUUAUUUAAAGGAAAAACAAACACAGGCUUUCAAUGAGAUUAGUGAAGGUGGUGAUAGUUCUGUAUUGAUUGAUGAUGAUUCUAAACGAAGUGUGUUUACGAGAAUACCUGAAGAUGAAAUUGCGAUUGGGACAGGUAAAUUAGAAACCUUAUUGGAGAAUCAAGUUGAUAAGAAUUUUGAUAAAUUUGAAUUAUAUACAUUAAGAAAUAUAAUGAUGUUACCGCAAGAUUUGAUUGAAGAAGGAUGGAUUAAAUUAAAACAUCAUGAGAAUGUUCAAUUUUUAAAGAAUCUGGAAAUUAUCCAUACCAAAUCACAAUUAGAUGAUUCAAUUAAUAAAUUAAUUAUAAAUAUUAAAUUAGAAUUACAAUUACGACAAAUAUUAAGAUUACAAAUCUUAAAGACAAAGAAGAUCCUCAUUACCCUUCGAGAAUUUAAAAAUCAAGUUAAUUUCUUAAAUCAUAAUAUCACCAGUACUUCUUCUUCCUCAGAAUAUCAAUUAUCUCAACCUGCUAAAGAUGCUUUGAAAGCAUUAUCACCCAUUGAUGAAACUUUAUAUUUCAUUUUGAAACAAGUGGAUGAUUUAAUUAAACAAACUCAAUCCUUAGCAGAAAGAAUCAAUCAUGAUUCGACUUUGACGAAGAUUAAAUUCAUUCCUAAUUUACGAGAUCGAUAUAUUGAUAAUAAAGCAUUUCAAUUAUUAGAGAAAGUAGGUAUGAUAAAUCGUGAUGAAUUACAAAGUCAGCCCGAACAUGAAGAAGUGGAAGUGGUUCAUGAAGAUGAUGAUGAUGCGAUGGAAAUAGAUGAUGAUGAAGAUGAAGUGGAAGAAGAAGAUGCCACCACAACAGGGUUUAGAAUCACCAGCCAGAAUCAUAUUCCAGAUAUUGAUGAUGGGAAUGAUACUACCUUAGGAUCAAAUUUCAUCCCUGAUAUGUCGCUAACUACAGAAUUAGAAGCAAUUAAGAACAUAACAGAUAAUCUUAAUGAAAAACAAGUUGAUACUGAAACUGAAACCACCACUACAUCAACCUCAUAGACCAAUGUGUAUAAUAUAAUGUAUAUGUAUAAUAUAUAAAAUUGUAAUAUUAAGAAUUUUAAAGGUGUACGAGAAAAUUCCCGAUUGGGAAUCUGCAAACGAUAAACAUUUUUUUUCCUUCCGUUGCAUUAUCAUCGAACAUCAUCAUUCAACAAUCUCAAACUAAAGGAUCUCUCUUGCU